Molecule: messenger RNA, 2865 nt
Organism: Oryctolagus cuniculus (rabbit)
Lineage: Eukaryota; Metazoa; Chordata; Mammalia; Lagomorpha; Leporidae
Source: RefSeq, a predicted model, not a curated record
CGGGAGUCUCAGCCCCGACCGCACGCCCGGAAUGCAGUAGGACGGAUGCUAAGUCAGACUUCAGGAAGAACUUCCUUGCUGCCCGAGUUGGGCGUCCCGUCCGCCCAUAGCUAGCUUAGAUGAGAUCACCCCGGGAGUGGAGCAAGCGGGGGACAGGCAGCCCUUGUCCCCUCGUCCUGCGUAGAGGGAAGCGCCGCUCGAGCUACUAUGGCUACUCUCUUGGGAAGGCCAGGAGGUCAGUCCUCCCAGCGACUCCGCCGAGGAAGAAGCGCCGGCAAGCCCCUCACCCAGUCCGACCCUCUUCUGGGCCUGCCUGCCGCUGGCUUCUCCCUUCUCCCUGUAUGCGAGGCAGCGUGGAAGGAAUUCUGGGGGAACCUGAAUGUCUGGGUUCUCUACUCCCGACCGGCCUGAUCCUGGACAACAGAUCCUCUCCAGUCCCUUCGGUUUCCCUGAAUAUUUUUAACUGACAUAACGAUUGUACGUAUAUAUGGGGUACACUGUGAUAUUCCAAUACAUGUAUAGAACGCGCAGUGAUAAUCAGCAUAGCAGGGUAACUGGCAUAUCCAUCACCUCAAACACUGCUGGAACAUUCACAAUCCUGACUACUUUGAAAUAUACAAUUCAUCGUUGUCAUAGUAACAUGGCUGCCCUACUAUGCUAUGGAACACUAGAAGUUAUUCCUGCUAUCCUGGACCCAGUAACGACCCUGCCUCCAUGACUUCCCCGUGUUUAAAAUGGAAUGACAGCACAGACCUGCCCACCUUGCCGAGGUGCCCGAGUGAUGCGGAAAGGAAAGGGAAGCAAUUUUCGUUACAAAGGGGCUGCGGAAGUGGUUGCACCACAGGAGUGCGCGGCCUUCGGAGAUGGCGGUGGCCCUCGCCUCCUUCACAUGCCCCCACACCCACGCGGGGAAUGGUGGGGAGAAAGCACUAUCCCCAGCGUUGCCCAGAGCAGACCCUGAAGUAGGACCUGGGACCUGGUAAAAGGACAGUCCACAGGCUGGGUCCAGAGCUCCGGGCGUCACCGUCCCAGCGGGGGUCCAGCCCGACUCUGCAGCUAAACUCAGGGCCGGCAGAGGAGCCGUACCCCUGCCCAUUCUGCCUAGGAUCCUAGAUCGCGGGAGAAGAAAGGGACUGUAGAUGUAACAGGCGAUGCUUCCUGGCAUCCCUUACGUCUGUGUCCCUCGGGGUGAACCCCGCGCCACGCUGUCCCGGCGUGGCAGGGCUGGCAGCCUUUGUACUUCACAGUGAACCAGGAACGGGAGGUUGGAACAAGUCGGCUGGAUGAAGGGAGAGAAACCCUAGCUUCGCCCCAUCCAUUCGUGCUUUCAGCGUUUUUUACUUACUGAGUACCUACUACGUGCCACACGUAAGGGUCCGGCAUGUCACAGGCACUCAACAAGUACCACCGAGUCCCUCCCGGUGGUUCAGUCGCUAAACGCGACCCCAGGGUAGGAAAGGCCGGCCACCUGGGAGCCCUGGCUCCGCCCCUUCUGCGACUGGCCUUGCCAACUCCUCCCAUCACCAUUUCACUCCGAGGCGUCUACUUGCUCAAGACGGAGACAGAAACAGGGUUCUGGCGCCCGCCGCGCUCUCCAGCUUCGGGCCUUAAGCCUUGCGGCGGAGAAGGCGAGGUCUAACGUUAAGCUAGUGUCUGUUCCGCCUUAGUUUCGGGGACCAUCCGGAAAGCUUUGACAGGAGCCUCGGUGAGACGGCACUCGAUUGAAUCGGCCUGUCUCUACAGCCCAAGGAGGCGGGUUCGCCGCGGCGGCUCCAGGCCGGAGCGAGGCCGUACUGCGCACGCGCAGUAGACAGCCCACGGAGCCACCAAUGGAGCGUUCCGGAGGGGAGCGAGAGCCCGGAGCCGUCAGGCUCCUGGACCUGCCCUGGGAAGAUGUGUUGCUUCCCCACGUCCUGGACCGGGUCCCGCUGUGCCAGCUGCUCCGGCUGCAGCGCGUUAGCCGAGCCUUCCGGGCGCUAGUGCAGCUGCACCUGGCGGGGUUGCGCCGCUUCGACGCGGCUCAGGUGGGUCCGCAGAUCCCGCGGGCCGCACUGGCCCGGCUGCUGCGGGACGCCGAGGGGCUGCAGGAGCUGGCGCUGGCGCCGUGUCACGAAUGGCUGUCGGACGAGGACCUGGUGCCGGUGCUGGCGCGGAAUCCGCAGCUGCGGAGUGUGGCGCUGGCCAGCUGCGGACAGCUGAGUCGCCGCGCGCUGGGGGCGCUGGCCGAGGGCUGCCCUCGCCUGCAGCGACUGUCGCUCGCGCACUGUGACUGGGUGGACGGGCUAGCGCUGCGUGGCCUCGCCGACCGCUGCCCGGCCCUGGAGGAGUUGGACCUCACCGCCUGCCGUCAGCUCAAGGACGAAGCCAUAGUGUACCUGGCGCAGAGGCGCGGCGCCGGCCUGCGCAGCCUCUCUCUGGCGGUAAACGCCAACGUAGGGGACGCCGCGGUCCAGGAGUUGGCUCGGAACUGCCCACAACUCGAGCACCUCGACCUCACUGGCUGCCUCCGCGUGGGAAGCGACAGCGUCAGGACCCUGGCAGAGUACUGCCCGGCGCUGCGCUCGCUGCGGGUGCGGCACUGCCACCACGUGGCCGAGUCCAGCCUGAGCCGCUUGCGGAAGCGCGGUGUGGACAUCGACGUGGAGCCGCCGCUGCACCAGGCCCUGGUGCUGCUGCAGGACAUGGCGGGCUUCGCACCCUUUGUCAACCUGCAGGUCUGACCCGCCUGCCACUGGAGCACAGCUGGACUGUGUGGCUGGGACCUGGCCCUGAGCUUAGGGAAACUGAACUUUGGGGCUCUCUGGCAAAGAGGCCAGGGCCCUGCCCUACCCUGGAGGUUCAAAUAAAGAGCUUUUUAUCCCCUCU